Messenger RNA from Oryzias melastigma (Indian medaka), 11809 nucleotides. RefSeq names its product cadherin-related 23 (gene cdh23). The record is from RefSeq and is a predicted model, not a curated record. The transcript is spliced from 69 exons. Lineage: Eukaryota; Metazoa; Chordata; Actinopteri; Beloniformes; Adrianichthyidae. The coding region runs from base 647 to 10741 and encodes 3364 amino acids. Gene Ontology annotation, cellular component: plasma membrane; adherens junction; catenin complex. Gene Ontology annotation, molecular function: cadherin binding; calcium ion binding. Gene Ontology annotation, biological process: calcium-dependent cell-cell adhesion; cell-cell junction assembly; homophilic cell-cell adhesion.
GGUUUGUUUGAAAACCACGUGAUGCCACCACUCUUACUCUGCAGAGAUGAUCAACCUUUCAUGAAACAUGUUGAGUUUUAAGUGUCAUUUGCAUUAUGAGUGAUUCGUGUCAUUUAAGGGAGGGGUACCCAAACCUUUCCUUGUAGGGGCCACAUAACUUUCUUCUUCUCUAAUGUGGGGCCAGCAGAGGUCAGUUUGCAGGCUAACAGAAAAGAGUUUCAAGUGUCAUUUUUGCAUCAAGAAAUUAGUGUUUUACGUCAUUUAGAGGAGGAGCUCCCGUUAUCUCGUUAUUUUCUUUAAAUGAAUAAGGUGUAAUGCACAGAAGAGACAGAACUUUUCUUUGGAACAGAUUUGAAUAAGUUUUGUUCAGACAGACAUCACGCUGAAGUUGUUGCGGUGCGCGGCGGGAUGGCUGCAAUGGAAAUGAUCUCCACGACAGACGUGAGGCGGCUCGUGUUACGCGCAGUGGCUGUGCGGUGGUGAUCCUGAAGGCUGGAGAAGCGCACGCUUCUCUCAUCACCGGAGAGCUGAGCGGCGGAGCGGGAGACGCAGGGAGGGAGAGGGCAGGAGGCAGUUGGCGCGCGUCACAGCUGGACAGCAGCAGCAGUUUGAGGGCGCUCAGCAGCGGCGGACACGGACGAAGGUGAUGUCGUGGAUUGUGGGAUUAGGUGGCAGGAUGUCAGCUGCUAAACUCCUCCUUCCUUUCCUCGUAUUAAAUUCAUUUUGUGAAGCCUCCAAUCAGCCGCCACGUUUCCUAAACUACUUCUUCUCAACCUACCUUCUGAUUUAUGAGGACACGCCCAUAGGUUCCUCUGUGGCGCAGCUUAAGGCAGUAGACCCCGAGGAGGAACCUCUGCUGUUCGGGGUCACUGGAGAAGAAUCCAUGAGGUUUUUUUCUGUGAAUCCGGACACUGGCGUGGUCUGGCUCCGGCAGCAGCUCGACCGUGAGACCAUGCAAGAGAUGCAGGUGGUGUUCUUCGUCAGUGACAAACAGGAGGUGGUCAAAGACACAGUAAACAUCCAGAUUGGAGAUGUGAAUGACAACGCACCGACCUUCCAUGGACAGCCUUACACCGUGCACAUCCCUGAGAACACACCGGUGGGCAAAUCAAUAUUUAUGGUGAAUGCCACAGAUCCUGACCAGGGAACCGGGGGCAGCGUACUAUUUUCUUUCCAGCCACCAUCUCCCUUUUUUGCGAUUGAUGGGGCCCGAGGCACAGUCACCGUCACCAGACCUCUGGACUAUGAGACAACCACCGCCUACCAGCUCACCGUCAACGCCACAGAUCAAGACAAAGUGAAACCGCUGUCCCGGCUCGCCAAUUUAGCCAUCUCCAUCACCGACGUGCAGGACAUGGACCCGAUCUUCACCAAUCUGCCCUACAACACCAACUUACAGGAGAACGUUCCCCUGGGCUAUGAAGUGCGGAAGAUAACGGCACAUGACCAGGAUCUGGGCCAACCACGGGGAAUCGGCUACACCAUCAUCUCAGGAAACACCAACAGCGUGUUUGCCCUGGACUACAUCAGUGGCUCCCUGACCGUGAAUGGCCAGCUGGACCGAGAAAACCCGCUCUAUUCGUCAGGAUUCACUCUCACAGUCAAGGCCACUGAACUGAAAGAAGAUCGCAGUCCGUCUGAUGCCACUGUGAGGACCACCUUCACCAUCCUCCUAAUAGACGUGAAUGACAACGCCCCAAAGUUCAACAGCUCAGAGUACCGGGUCCUCAUCACAGAACUGGCCCAGGUGGGCUUUGCUUUGCCACUCUUCAUCCAAGCAGAAGAUAAGGAUGAGGGGGUGAACAGCAUGUUCCAGGUGUUUCUGACAGGAAACAAUUCAGAGUACUUCACCAUCUCCCCCACAGCAGUACAAGGACGUGCCGACAUCAGAGUGAGGGUUGCCCUGCCCCUCGACUACGAACAGAUUCGCAGCUACAGCUUUUCACUUUUUGCCAACGAGUCAGUGUCUGAACACGUGGGAUUUGCUCGUGUUUUUAUCGAUCUCAUCAAUGAGAAUGAUAACCGGCCCAUCUUCAGCAAACCGCUGUACAACAUCAGCCUUCCCGAAAACACUCCCACCGGUACAACCCUGCUCCAAGUCCUGGCUACAGAUGGAGACAUGGGUUCGUUCGGGGUAGUUCGGUACUCCUUCACUGAUGAUCCAGACCAGUUUUCACUGGACUCUGUCACAGGCCUGGUCAUCCUGCAGGCUCCUCUUGACUAUGAGUUGAUGCGUCGUUUCACACUGACCGUGCUGGCGACAGACGGCGGCGGGGAGGAGACGGCGGGAAGGAUCCGUGUCAACGUGCUGGACAUUAACGAUAACGCGCCGCUCUUUCAGAAGGAGGCCUACGUGGGUUCGCUGAGUGAGAACCAGCAGACGGUCCAGUCAGUGGCCAGAAUCAGGGCGACGGAUGAAGACUCGCCCCCCAACAACCUGUUGACGUACACAAUCACCUCAGCAUCAGCCUUCCCCAGCUACUUCAGCAUCGUCAUGGUGGAAGGUUACGCAGUGAUCAGUGUGAUCAGGCCACUCGACUACGAGAAGGUUCCCAACGGGAUGAUCUACCUCACAGUGAUGGCCAAAGAUGGGGGGAACCCGGCUCUGAACAGCACUGUGUCUGUCACUGUGGAGGUGUUGGAUGAAAAUGACAACCCCCCUGAGUUCAGCAGGCAGUCUUACAUCAUCAAAAUCCCUGAGAACAUUAUUGCUGGAGCAACAGUGCUGGUUGUGAAUGCCACUGAUUUAGAUGCUUCGCGGGAGUUUGGCCAGGCCUCGCUCAUCUACUCCCUGGAGGGUUCCUCUCAGUUCCGUCUGAAUUCACGUUCAGGAGAAAUCACCACCACGGCCCUGCUGGACCGAGAGCAGAAGUCAGAGUACAUCUUGAUUGUCAGAGCUGUGGAUGGAGGAGUUGGUCCACAACAGAAGACCGGCAUUGCCACGGUGAACAUCACCAUCCUCGACAUCAAUGACAACGCUCCCAUGUGGCUGGAUGAGCCGUACAAUGCCAACGUGGUGGAGAUGAGUCCCAUAAACACUGACGUUAUCUCUGUUACAGCACUGGACCUCGAUAACGGUGAAAAUGGAACCGUUGUUUACAGCAUUAGUCCAGAAAAUCCUUUCUACACUAUCGACAACCGAACAGGGAAGAUCCGCACCAGCGGGGUCACUCUGGACAGGGAGAGCACGAACGUCAGAGACUCGGUUCUUAUGAGGAACAUCAUCAUUUCAGCUGUGGACCGUGGUUCACCUCCACUGCGAGCAUCUGCAAGCACAACAGUGUUUGUCAACCUGCUGGAUCUCAACGACAAUGACCCAACAUUUGUCAACUUGCCAUUUGUUGCUGAAUUAUCCGAAGGACUACCCAUUGGGACUUCCUUCUUUAGGGUCAGGGUGGAGGACCCGGAUGAGGGGAAGAAUGGUGAGAUUACGAUGGCUCUGCAGAUGGGAAUGCCUCGCCUUGAUUUCUUCCUGAACACGUCCAGUGGCGUGCUCACCUCCACGGCGGUCCUGGAUCGUGAGCAAAUUCAACAGUACUAUUUGAGGAUCAUCGCGUAUGAUGCAGGGAAGUUCCCUCGUACUUCUACUUCCACCCUCACUGUCCUAGUUCUGGAUGUAAAUGAUGAGACGCCCACCUUCAAUCCGCGCGUGUACAAUGUUUCCCUGAAGGAGAACAUCCCUAGAGAUUUCGUUGUUACACUCCUCAGCUGCUCUGACAACGAUACGGGUCUCAACGCCGAGCUUAGCUACUUCAUUACAGGUGGAAACCAGGAUGGUAAAUUCAGCGUGGGCUUCAGAGACGGUGUGGUUCGGACGGUGGUCAGUCUGGACAGAGAGGCCCAGGCAGCAUACAGUCUGGUAGUUGAAGCCAUUGACAACGGUCCGGCAGGCAGCAGGAGAACAGGAACUGCAACGGUAUUUGUUGAGGUUCUGGACGUCAACGACAAUAGACCAAUUUUUCUGCAAAACAGCUACGAGACCAGCAUCCUGGAAACUGUCCCCCAAGGAACCAGCAUCCUUCAAGUACAAGCCACUGAUGCAGACCAGGGAGAAAACGGCCGAGUUUUGUACAGAAUCCUCUCUGGAAACAGCAACAACCUGUUCAGCAUAGACAGACAGAGCGGACUAGUGACCAGAGGACAGAAGGCUCUUGACAGAGAAACCAGCAGCUCCCAUGUUCUGGAGGUGGAGGCCUACAACAGCGAUGAGGGGAGCAUGAGGAGCUCUGUGAGGGUGAUCAUCUACGUUGAUGACGCCAAUGACGAGUUUCCAGUUUUCACGCAGCAGCAGUACAACCGUCUGGGCCUGAGGGAGACUGCUGGCAUCGGCACUUCUGUGAUUGUGGUGCGCGCCACAGACCCCGACACUGGUGAUGGAGGAGCCGUCGCCUACCGCCUCAUAUCUGGCUCUGACCGCAAGUUUGAGGUGGAUGUGAGCACUGGUCUGGUUACGACUGUGGACUACUUAGACUAUGAGACCAAGACCACCUACAUGAUGAACGUCUCAGCCACAGACCAGGCCCCCCCGUUCCAUCAGAGCUUCUGCACGGUGUAUGUCACUUUACUGAACGAGCUGGACGAGGCCGUCGCCUUUUUAUCCGGCGGCUACGAGGCCUCGGUCCGGGAGAACAUUGCCACGGGGACGGAGGUCAUCCAGGUGCGGGCCCAAUCUGCAGACAACCUCAACCAGCUGACCUACCGCUUUGACCCUGACACCUCACCUGCAGCUCUGGCGCUCUUCAAGAUCGACAGCGUCACGGGCCGCAUCACAGUGACGGGUCUGCUGGACAGAGAAAAGGGCGACUUCUACACCCUGACGGUUGUCGCUGAUGACGGAGGGCCGAAAAAGGACUCCAAUGUGAAGGUGUCCAUCACCAUCCUGGAUGAAAACGACAACAGUCCAGAGUUUGACAUCACUUCAGAUACCUCCGUGAGCAUCCCAGAAGACACACCCCUGGGCAGAAAAGUGGCGGUCGUCCUGGGGAGGGACAGAGAUGCUGGUUUAAACGGACUGGUGAAUUUCACUCUGGUGGCUGGCAACAUGCAAGACGUCUUCAAGAUCAAGACGGUGAACAACACCUACGGAGAGGUCAUUCUCAACGCUCUUCUGGACAGAGAGUCUGUGGACCGAUACUUACUGAGGGUUCGUGCCACAGAUAAUGGUUCACCUCCCAGGUUCACAGACCACUCACUCACCAUCAACAUCCUGGAUGUCAAUGAUAAUGCUCCUGUCGUGGAGAGCCCGAGGGGCUACAACGUCAGUGUCAGUGAGAAUGUUGGAGGAGGGACCUCGGUUCUCCGUGUGGUGGCCACCGACAGGGACAUUGGCCCCAACGCCCUGCUUUCCUAUUACAUCACUGAUGGGAACCAGGACCUGACCUUCCGCAUGGACCGUAUGACUGGAGAGAUGGUGACGCGACCGGCUCCACCGGACCGGGAACGCCAGCAGCAGUAUGUUCUCACGGUCACGGUGGAGGAUGACGGCACGCCGCCUCUGUCGACGUCUACCACAGUUUACGUUCGCAUAGUGGAUGAGAAUGAUAACGCUCCGGAGUUCCCCGAGGAGGAGUAUGUCACAGUGCUGAGUGAGGGACCAGAGACAGUGGGGGCCACCAUUGCCACUGUGACUGCCGUGGACCCAGACGAAGGCUUGAAUGGCACCCUGCGAUACGCCAUCACUCAGGGCAACCUGAACCAGACUUUUAACAUCAACAGCAUCACGGGGAGAAUUACUGCUGUGAAGGCACUGGACUACGAGAUCAGCCAUGGGAACUAUGCACUCGUGGUUACAGCGACCGACCAGUGUCCAAAACCUGCUCUACGUCUGACGUCAAGCACAACAGUGUUGGUGAAUGUCUUAGAUGUGAACGACGUCACACCUACCUUCCCCAGAGCUUAUGAAGGCCCCUUUGAGGUGACUGAGGGCCAGCCGGGGCCCCGCGUGUGGACUCUCAAAGCCAGCGAUGAAGACUCUGGUCUCAAUGGAAAAGUGGAGUACAGCAUCACUGGAGGAGAUCUUCAGAAUGAAUUCACGAUCUCUCCUGUGGACGGAGAGCUUCGGGUGAGGAAGGACGUGGAAUUGGACAGAGAGGCCAUCGCUUUCUACAACAUCACGGUCACAGCACGAGAUCUGGGAAAACCGCCCCUCAACAGUUCAGUGGUGGUUGGCGUCCUUGUCCUAGACAUCAAUGAUAAUGACCCAGUCAUUCUUAACCUGCCAUACAACACCAGCGUCAGUGAGGGCGCCCCUAUCUACACCUCUGUGGGCAGAGUGCAGGCCCGGGAUGCAGACAGCGGGCGCAAUGCCCUGCUCACCUAUAACAUCACUGCUGGAAACCCCGGAGGAGCCUUCUACAUCAACGACACGACGGGUGUGGUGAGCGUCAACAGACCUCUGGACAGAGAGCGAGUAGCAGAAUACACGCUCACCAUCACGGUGAAGGACAACCCUGAGAACCCCCGCAUCGCUCGCCGGGACUCAGACUUCUUGGUCAUCACCAUUUUGGAUGAGAAUGACAACAGGCCCAUAUUCACCAUGACGAACUACAGAGCUGAAGUGGUAGAAAACUCUGCAGCAGGCACCACUGUAACAGUCCUGAACGGUCCUGUUCUGGCCCUGGAUAACGACAUUGGGCCUUACGCUGUGGUAAAGUAUCGCUUACUGGGACAGAGGGUGGACCUCUUUACUGUGGACCCAAACACGGGGAUUUUACUUGUACGUCAGGGAGCAAAGUUGGAUCGAGAGGCAUUUCAGGAUCCACGGGUGGAGCUGAUUCUGGUUGGAGAGGACAUUGGAGGUUUGAACAGCAGUGUCCCUCUCACCAUUACAAUCCUGGACCAGAAUGACAAUCCUCCAGUCUUCAGCCCUUCCAGUUUCAGCGUGCGGCUUCCUGAAAACAGCCCGACUGGUGUGGUGGUGACUCAGUUGUCUGCCACUGAUGCUGACUCUGGCUCCAAUGGCUGGCUCAUGUAUCGGUUGGAAAGCGGCGCUCAGGACCGCUUUGUGGUUGACUCGCUGUCCGGUGCAGUGCUGGUAGGCAACACCACACUGGACAGAGAAGAGCGUGCAUCCUAUCGUCUUGUGGUCAUGGCAACCGACCGUGGCACACCCCCUCUGUCGGGCACAGCCACGCUGACAGUCAUCUUGGACGACGUUAACGACUCGAGGCCUCGUUUCAUAGAGCCUGUAACCAUGAUCAAUGUGAAUGAGUCCACCCCGCCUGGGGUUGUGGUUGCUACGCUUACUGCAGAGGACCCGGAUCUGAAUCCACGGCUGGAGUACUACAUCAUCUCAGUGGAGGCAAAGGACGAUGGAAAUAAGCCAGUGAAUGGGCUGCAGCAGUCCUUUGGGAUUGAUUUACACACAGGUGCAGUUUUUGUGCGUAACCCUAUCAACAGAGAGCUGGUGGCCACGUUUGAUAUCAUUGUGUCCGUUCAUGACAACGCCAGCGAUGUCAUAGAUAAGUCAACCAGUGUUCCUAAUGCGAGGCUCACCAUCAACGUGUUGGACGUAAAUGACAACGCCCCCCGUUUUCGGCCCUUUGGAGUGUCCAACUUCACAGAGCAGAUUUUAGAGGGGGCCCAGCCAGGAACCACACUGCUGUCUGUGUCCGCUGUAGACCCUGACAAAGGUCCCAAUGGCCAGGUCACCUACCAGCUCCUCCACCUGCCGCGAGGAGAAUACGUCAGACUGGAGGACCCUUCAAUAGGAAAGAUUGUAGCCAACAAGACGGUGGACUUCGAGCAAGUGCAGUGGUUGAAUUUCACUAUACAAGCUCAGGACCAAGGUUCCCCCCCCAGAAGUGUUGAGCUGCCGGUUUAUCUGCGAAUAGUGGACGUCAAUGACAACAACCCUGUGUUUUUACAACCCUCCUACCAGGAGCCUGUGUUUGAAAAUGUGGACCUGGGUACCACCAUCAUUCGUGUCAGAGCUACAGAUGCUGACUCUGGCCUCUUUGCUGCUAUUGAGUACAGCCUGGUCGAUGGGGAGGGCAAGUUUGCCAUUAGCCCAACUACAGGAGAGAUCUACAUCAUUUCUCCUCUGGACAGAGAGACGAAAGACCACUACACUUUAACUGCUGUUGCUCGAGACAACCCCGGUGGAAGCUCCAACAACAGACGAGAAAACUCUGUCCAGGUCUUGGUGACGGUUUUGGAUGUCAACGAUUAUCGUCCGCGCUUCACAAAGCGACUUUACAACGUCAGCGUGUUUGAGAACGAGCCCAGUGGGACGUCGGUGGUCACGGUCACGGCGGUUGAUCUGGAUGAGGGGGAGAACGCUGCUGUGCUCUACAGCAUGCUUGGAUCCCGUUUAGACGCCUUCUCCUUGGAUCCAAACACCGGACUGAUCCGUUCUCGGCGUCUACUUCAGUCUACGGAAAGUUUCAACUUCACAGUGGUGGCGACAGAUCAGGGUCGCCCCCCCAUGUGGGGCACGGCCAACCUGAUCAUCACCGUUAUCGACGUCAAUGACAACAGGCCUGUGUUUGUUAGGCCCGUCAAUGGAACCAUCAUUCACAUCUAUGAGGAGCAGCCUCCGGGCGUUUUAGUGUACGAGGUCUAUGCAACAGACUCUGAUGCGGGAGUGAACGGAGAGGUCCGCUAUGCCUUUUUGCAGACAGGAGACUGGGAGAACUUCCACAUCGAUCCCCUGUCCGGAGUCAUCACCACCACAGUGAAACUGGACCGAGAGAAACAGGCUCUCUACAGCCUUAUCAUUGUGGCCCAUGACUUGGGUCAGCCGGUGCCUUAUGAGACCACACAGCCUCUGCAGGUGGCGCUGUUGGACAUAGAUGACAAUGAACCUGUCUUCCUUAAACCACCUCGUGGCAGCUUGCCUUACCAAGUUCUGUCAGUGCCUGAGCAGUCCCCCCCUGGCACCAGAGUGGGAAAUGUAACCAGGGCCGUGGACGCCGAUGAAGGCUCCAACGCCAUCGUCUUCUAUUUCAUUGCAGGAGGAAACAGUGAAGGAAACUUUGCCCUGAGUCUAGAAGGAGAGCUGAGGGUGCUAAAGGAACUGGACCGAGAGGUGACGCCAUUUUACUCCAUCAUCAUCAAGGCCUCCAGCAACAGGAGCUGGACCCCUCCCAAGGGUCAGAGGUCGUCCGGUACCAAAGCCUUGGAUCCCGCUCUUGAUCCAAGUCUGCUGGCAGUCCGAAUCGAGCUGGAAGACAUCAACGACCAGACACCUCGCUUCACUAAAGCAGAAUACACAGCAGGAGUUGCAGCAAACGCCAAAGUGGGCUCUGAGCUGAUCAAAGUUCUGGCCAUAGACAACGACAUUGGGAACAACAGCGUAGUCCUUUAUCACAUCAUCACCAUCCAUUACUUCCAGUCCCAGAGCAACGGCAGUGAGGACGUUGGAAGUGUCUUCACUAUUGGUUUGACAGACGGGCUCAUCCGCACGUACGACCUCUUCACUGCCUAUAAUCCUGGUUAUUUUCAGCUCGAGAUUUUAGCUCGGGACUACGCUGGGCACAGCACCACCGCCAAUGUCAACAUCUACAUCCUCCGGGACGACCAGCGCCUCAAGAUCGUCUUUAAUGAGAUUCCUGAUUUUGUCCGUGAGAAUAAAGAAGAUUUCAUAAAUCUUCUGUCAAACAUCACCGGCUCCAUCGUGAACCUCGAUGACAUACAGUUCCACGUAGACAAGAAAGGCAGAGUGAGCUACAGCCAGACGGACAUGCUCAUCCACGUGGUGAACAAUCAGACCAACACCAUCCUGGACGUUGAAAGAGUAAUCCAGAUGAUUGAUGAGAACAAGGAGCAGCUGAGAAACCUGUUCCGAACGUACAACGUUGUGGACGUUCAGCCUGCGGUUGGUGACAAAGUGCCUGAUGACAUUUCCACACUGCAGCUUGUUAUCAUCAUCCUGGCGGUGCUGCUGUGUUUGGCUGGAAUUCUGUUUGUAACGAUGAACUGGCAUUAUCGCAGAGUACACCAAAGAAAGCUGAAAGCGAUCGUUGCAGGAUCAACAGGAAACCAGGGUCUGAUGGACAUCCUCGACAUGCCCAACACUAACAAGUACUCCUUUGAGGGGGCGAAUCCGGUGUGGCUCGACCCAUUCUGUCGCAACCUGGAGCUGGCCGUUCAAGCUGACCACGAGGACGACCUGCCAGAGAACCUGAGCGAGAUCACCGACCUGUGGAACAGCCCUGCGCGCACUCAUGGCACCUUCGGUCGAGAGCCCCAGGCGAGGCCAGAGGAUGACCGCUACUUGAGAGCCGCCAUUCAGGAGUAUGAUAACAUUGCUAAACUGGGUCAGAUUAUGAGGGAGGGACCCAUAAAGGGUUCCCUGUUGAAAGUGGUCCUGGACGACUACCUGAGGCUGAAAAAGCUCUUUGCAGCGCGGCUGGUCACAGCUUCCACAGACCAGGGAGAUCACUCAUCCGUCACCGAGCUGAUCCAGAGUGAUUUGGAUGAAGAUGAGGACGAGCAUUUGGGCGUGGGCGGAGGUCAUGGCACGUUGCGAUUCAAGCACAAACUUCCUGUGGAACUGAAAGGCCCCGAGGGCGUGCAUGUGGUCCACGGCAGCACAGGCACCCUCCUGACCUCUGACCUCAACAGCCUGCCAGAGGACGACCAACGGGCCCUAGCACGCUCACUGGAGGCUCUGAAUGCAGACGGAGGCUUGUACUCAGAGCGCAACGCCCGCACUGAGUCUGCAAAGUCCACGCCGAUGCAUCGCCAGAAAGAUGGCGACACGCUGUCAGGAAGCCCCCUAGAAAUCACAGAGUUAUGACUAGCCGAGGCCUCGCUGGUCUGAGCGCCAGAGUGACUGGUGUGUGUCCUUCACACCUCCGCCUGAUGAUGCUGGGGAGGACAGGAGGAGUGUGUGUAGUCUAGGGUAACUCGCUAGCGCAUGGGUGCAGCGUCCUGCUCCAGGAAGAUCAUCAUUUACAACUUUUAAGAGCAGUUCAGACACCUGAGUAAUGGAAAAAACCACUGCAGGUCUUCAUGCAGACUCAUGUCAGCUGAGUGGAACACGGGACUUUCCUUAAAGUUGUUCCUGGACUGCAAACACUCAAGGAAGGAAAAACACACACUAAAAAAAGAAUUUAAAGACACACUCUGACCAGCGGAUGGCCGACAACAAGACGGAACGUGUCUUUCUGCAUGAAGGUGCAGUCAGUGUUUGGAUGGGAAGAACUUCCACAUUUUGUUGUCUGGAACUUGUUGGUAAACUUUAGUUAAGACAUGAGAACUGCGAUUCCCUCCAACCAUCACAAUAAAGGAAGCGUGGUGCUGCCAUUGUACUUGUGUGGUGAAUGAGUUCUUAAUGAAGGAAACAGAAAUAAAUCCUGUGUUCUGCAAGGACAAUUGUACUCAUUGAGACUUUAUCCAGGACCCUGAAGAUGACAGAGAUGUCCAAACAUGAGAAAAGGAAAAAAAGUGACAUGUAUGUUUGUUUGCUUUCAAAAGAAGAGAUUAAAGUGGGGAAAAAAAGGUUUAAUAGGAAUAGAUGGCAACAAGCCCACAGACUUUACACUGCCAUGUGGAGGAGUAAAAGUCAUGCUCAAAAUGAGCAACUUGAUUUAUUUUAUACCAAAAAAUAAGAUUCAAGAUAUUUUUGAACAAAAGGUUGACUUAUGAAAACAGUCAAUAAUGUUGGAUGUUUGAGGUAUUUUGUGCUCCGGUCGACAUGUCAGUGUUUCCUUUUUCUGACAGUUUCUAUUGAGUGUUGGGAAAGUUUAAUUUUUUAUUCUCAUUUUGUACGUUUUUAUUUGUGGUUAUUGUCACCAGCCUGACCUGAGAUCUGUGUUUGGAAAUGUUGUGGGAUGAUAUGUGAUAAUAAAAGAAAUAUGCAACA